AAUCCGCUCUGAGCUCCCUGAAGCCGCCGCACCCGGACGGCCCCGCGGUGGUCCCGCCGGACGGCCCCGUGGUGGUCCCGUCACCGCAGCAGCGGCGGGACUCGGACCGGUACUGCCAGCUGUGCGCAGCCUGGUUCAACAACCCCCUCAUGGCGCAGCAGCACUACGACGGCAAGAAGCACAAGAAGAACGCGGCCAGGGCCGACCUCCUGGAGCAGCUGGGGAAGACCCUGGACCUGGGCGAGCUGAGAGGGCUGAAGCGCAGCUACACGUGCAGCACCUGCAGCGUCACCCUGAACUCCAUAGAGCAGUACCACGCGCACCUGAAGGGCUCCAAGCACCAGACCAA
Messenger RNA from Pterocles gutturalis (yellow-throated sandgrouse), 349 nucleotides. Its product is annotated as zinc finger matrin-type protein 4-like. The transcript is spliced from 2 exons. Gene Ontology annotation, molecular function: zinc ion binding; nucleic acid binding. The record is from RefSeq and is a predicted model, not a curated record. The annotation marks the transcript as partial. Lineage: Eukaryota; Metazoa; Chordata; Aves; Pterocliformes; Pteroclidae. Gene Ontology annotation, cellular component: nucleus.